GUGGAGUCACCCUGGCAGGGCUAAAACACAACGUUGCUGUAGGAAUUCUGUUCAUAGAUGCUUGGUUGCGUGGAAAGGGCCACUACAUAUACAAAGGGGCAGUUGAAGACUCUGCCACAGCGGAGAUUUCACGUUCUCAAGUUUGGCAGUGGAUUAGACACAGGGCUAAACUAGAGGAUAAUGGUGAAGUCAUCACAAGAGGUCUCGUUCAGAAAAUCAUUGGGGACUUCGUUGAUGCUACCAUAAUGUCCCAGGAUCCUGUCCCUCUGGAUUCACCGAAACACAAGGAAAGAUUUAGAGCUGCUGCAGAAAUAUUUGAGGAAGUUGUAACUAAAAGAGACUUCCCUGAAUUUAUCACAACAUAUCUGAAUCUCGACCACACAUUCCUUAGUUAUCAAAAAAUGCACGAAGAAUAAUACUGAUAGAAGAUUAAUCAGUGCAAUCUGAAAUUUGAAUCUGCAAAUGUAUGUGGAAUAUUUCAUAUUAUUAUUUUUUUUUUUUUUACAUAUGAAAGUUAUGUAAGGUCUAACAAAAUAUAGAUUUAUUACUGUUGCUUUUUUUCCAGAAAAGUGUAAAUCAGUAAUUUGAUUUUGAGUUAUGAAAUAUUAGAUAAUUAUAUAUAUAACUUUUUUUCAUCAAAGAUAUGCAUACUAGAUUAUAGAUUAUAUGGCAUUGAAGAAAUUUUUAUCCAUACGCACAUGCACACACACAAGCACACAUAUACACACACAUAUAUAUAUAUAAAUCUGCUGAUGAAAAUAUUUUUAUAUGAAAAUAUAUGUAUUAUCACUUUCUUGUUUGUGUAAUGUACACUUUAGUAAAGUGUCUCUUUGUAAUAGACUAUUACCUUUGUUGUAUAUAAAGAUGCAUAUAAUUUUCAGGUUGUGAGUAAUGCAUGGAACUUUUAUAUCAUAAUGAAUUUUGUGAUAAUUGUGUAAAUAUUUUAUAAUUAAUGCUGUGAUUUGCAUUUAAUACAACACUUUUUUAUACUGUCAUAUAAGAGAAGAAAGUAGUCUAUGUAGAUGAACGUAAAGAAAAGUUAUUAUCUUACAUUUAUACAUAUUGGAGUAUUUUUGAGUCUAUAUACUAAUUAUGAUACCUAAAGUUGGUGGUGUUAUGGCAUAUUAAGAUAUGAUAUAUAUAAUAUUCUGUGAUAAAAGUAAAAUACCAACUGAAAUAUGUCCAUGGUCAGGACAAUGGAGUUUCUAAAACGAAGAUCAGUUGCACAAAUCUAUAAUUGAUAUGCAAUAUUUUGUUACUGUACUGUUACUUUUAGGUCUUAAUGGCUCAGGAUAGUUAACAUUUUCUAACAUGUUUCUAAAUUUAUACAGACAUAGGGAAAGGUAACCAUACUUCUUUAGAAUAGUAAUAUUAGUUAAGUUGUUAACAUGUUUCUUAUUUCAACCAUUGCAAUAAAGUAUAUUUUCCAGUAAA
Penaeus vannamei (Pacific white shrimp) is the source of this 1434-nucleotide messenger RNA. NCBI's taxonomy places the organism in Eukaryota, Metazoa, Arthropoda, Malacostraca, Decapoda, Penaeidae. The record is from RefSeq and is a predicted model, not a curated record.